Lepisosteus oculatus (spotted gar) is the source of this 1080-nucleotide messenger RNA. The record is from RefSeq and is a predicted model, not a curated record. NCBI's taxonomy places the organism in Eukaryota, Metazoa, Chordata, Actinopteri, Semionotiformes, Lepisosteidae.
AUGAAACGGUCUCGAUGGGGGGGGUCAGUACAUACUGAAUACAUUUUUUUUGUCCCCCUUGUUUCUUCAUCUGCCUUGCUGUUGGCCGCGUCCCCAAAGUUGGCGGAGCAGGAGGCGGUGGUGAUCCUGGAGAAGACCCCCAUCCGGAAGGACGCCCUGGAGGAGCUCUUCCGGAGCUCCCGUCUGGAGCUGGAGAUGAGGAACGACAUCUACAGCACCUAUUACCUGCGGCCGCCCGCCCAUCUCAGUGGCUUGGACUGUUACGCCCUGGUAUAUCUAUCCUGCAUUCCUUCUCUGUUUUGGACGAAAGGGCCUCUGGAUCACUUUGGGUGUUUUCUAAGGACUUUCUGGGCUCUGUUGUGGUGGUUCAAGGUUGGAUUUUCACAGUGUCCUUUGGCAGAGCUACAUGCUUUAUUGCUGUGUACAACCGACACAUGGAACAGAGCUUUACCACAACAUUUGAUUGUGUUGCAGUGGGUUUACAAUAUUUUGGAAAAGAAGGCGGAAGCUGACAGGAUCGUUUAUGAGGAUCCAGAUCCGGACGUUGGCUUUGUCCUGCUCCCGGAUUUUAAGUGGGACCAGAAGCAACUGGAUGACUUGUACCUGAUAGCUAUCGUGCACCGACGGGACAUCAGGAGCCUGCGAGACCUCACUGCGGCGCACCUGCCUCUGCUACUGAACAUCCAGCAGCGCGGACAGGCCGCCAUCUUGAAGAGCUAUGGGAUUGCUGGGAACAAGCUGCGUGUUUAUUUGCACUAUGUGCCCACUUACUACCACCUCCACGUUCACUUCACCGCCCUGGGCUAUGAGGCGCCGGGCUGUGGGGUGGAACGGGCCCAUCUCCUCUCUGAUGUGAUCCAGAACCUACGGGCGGACUCCCAGUACUACGUCUCUCGCGCCCUGGCCUUCGCCUUGCGCGCAGACGACCCCCUGCUGCAGAGGUUCAGAGACGCGGGGAGACUUUAACGGAAGGAGUUUUUAACGUGCAGCGCAACUUGUCACGUUUGCCGUACUGCACUUUUGACAUUUGAUGUUUUGAUAUCUAUUUUUUUUUUUUUAAUAAAACUGGUUUGAACACUG